AUGGCUUUAAUUCUGAAAUAUUUUGUAGCUGGUUUAGUGAGAUAUUGGCUUAUUCACACAGAUUAUUGGCAGACAAUUGCAAACCGAGUUGAAAUAGCAACGCCUCUAAACUCAUGGAAAAGGUUAAUUGAGGGAAUUUAUUUAUAUGAUCAUGGGAUAGAUCCAUACGAAGGAGACUCCUUUCAUGAGUCUCCCAUUAUGCUGCUGUUUUUUCAAUUCUUGUUGAAAAAAGUACCAUACCUCUUACCGGUUAUAUUUACUUUUAUGGAUAUAUUAACUGCACAUAUUCUGUAUAAGACAUCAAAGGCAUUUGUGCAAAUUUUUGAAGAAUCACAAGAUAAGAUAAAAGAAUAUGUUGCAAAAGAAUCUAAAACAAUGCUCCUUAGUAAGUUACAGCUAAAUGAAGCUCCUGACUCUGUGCUAUCUGUUUAUUUAUUUAACCCUUAUUCUGUGUUGAACUGCGCGGGAAUGACAAGUACUGUUAUCCAAAAUUUGUUAGUAAGCGUGUCUUUAUGGGGAGCUGCAAGUGGACAAAGAUGGUUAGCUUGCACAUUCAUCGCCUUGGCUACACAUCAAGCUCUCUACCCUAUUCUCCUGGUUGUACCUAUAUCAAUUUUACUAGCAAACAUAAAUAAGGGAUGCAAUAAGUGUUCUUAUAUAAAAACACUUUUAGUCUUUGUAUUAUGCUGGGGUUUCCUAAUAUACAUCUCAGCCUAUAUCAUGAAUGGCUCAUAUAGUUAUGUUUACAAUACUUAUGGAUUUAUAUUAACUGUUCCAGAUUUAAAACCGAAUAUUGGUCUUUUCUGGUAUUUCUUUACGGAAAUGUUUGAACAUUUUCGAUUGCUCUUUGUUUGUGCAUUUCAAAUCAACGCACUGGCUCUCUAUGUCAUUCCAUUGACAUUGAGGUUUAAUAAGGAGCCAGUAUUACUGACGACUGUUCUGAUUGCUCUUUCAACAAUAUUCAGAUCAUAUCCAUGUGUGGGUGAUGUUGGCUUCUACUUGGCCCUUUUGCCAUUGUGGAAACAUCUUUUUACAUUUAUGCAACAGAAGUUUAUCGUGGGCUGUGCCUUUAUCAUUACAUCUGUACUCGGACCAACAGUUUGGCAUCUAUGGAUAUACUCCGGUUCAGCAAAUGCCAAUUUUUUCUUUGGAGUCACUCUAUCAUUUGCAACUGCUCAAAUUUUCCUCAUCACAGACCUUUUAUUCGCCUAUAUCAAGAGAGAAUUUACUCUUAAACAUGGGUCGUCUCGUCAAAUUGAUGGCAAGCCAGCUAAGUUAGUUCUUCGAUAAUUCAGAUUUUUGAUUUGAGUAAAUAUUGUAUAAUGCAUUUAAUUUACAGAACAAAUUAAGAAUAGACACAAUUUUGUGUAUUUCAAGAAGUUUUCCUGUUUUUUAAUUUAUUUGUAUCACUUUAAUCAUUUUGGUUGUGAUAUUAGAAAAAAGUAUAUAUUAUUUAAAAAAAAAAUCUUUUUUUAAGUAAGUAAACAAAACCGCCAGUUUUGAAUAUUAUUAAGUCCUUAAUGAUUUUUUUUUGUGUCAAAGGGCUUCUUUUAAUGGUUGCCGUUUAAGCUAUCUCAUGUAUCACGGUAUACAAAGCAUAAAAGUUUAAAAUGUUCACCAUCAAAUUCAAAUUUAUUUAUGGGAUAUUUUUAUUCACAAUUAUAAAUCUAAAAGCUAUAGUUCAUUAAUUGAGGCGAAACAGGUCCUAAUGUCCUACUUUACAAUUUGUUGUUUGUCUAUUUGUAACUUAUGUAAAAAAACUACCCAGAACUGGUGAAACAGGCCCUUGAGAUUAGGUUUAAGACAUAUUUCUAAUAUGAAAAGAUUUAAUUUCAAUAUCAAAUACGUUAAACUUUUUAAUAUAUGGAAUAUCUUCAAUAUUGUAGAACUUCAACAUUAUUUCUGAAUUCUCUGAUAUAAUAUAUAUUUUAUUAUAUCUAGGUUGAUAGAACUUCAAAUUUUAUGUAUAUUCCCUAGAUUUCUAACCAGCUAAAAAUAAAUACAUAUUUCAAUUUUAAACUAAAAAUUAAAUUAUUAGAAGACAAUAGACAAAAUAUUUAAUCUGUAAUUACUAAAGGCGUAUCAAAAGUUUAUUAUAACUGUAAAUAAUCUGUUAAAUUUUAGUAUAACUAAUUUAUAUUUUACAGAAGAGAUAUUGACUGUUUGAUUAUAAAAGCUAGUUGUAAAUGAACUUCUCAUGUACUAAUGUCAAUAAAACCAUUUAUUUUUAAAAAAA
Melitaea cinxia (Glanville fritillary) is the source of this 2236-nucleotide messenger RNA. RefSeq names its product phosphatidylinositol glycan anchor biosynthesis class U protein (gene PIG-U). Gene Ontology annotation, cellular component: GPI-anchor transamidase complex; membrane. Gene Ontology annotation, biological process: attachment of GPI anchor to protein; protein localization to cell surface. The transcript is spliced from 3 exons. The record is from RefSeq and is a predicted model, not a curated record. The coding region runs from base 1 to 1290 and encodes 429 amino acids. NCBI's taxonomy places the organism in Eukaryota, Metazoa, Arthropoda, Insecta, Lepidoptera, Nymphalidae.